Candidula unifasciata is the source of this 606-nucleotide messenger RNA. The record is from the annotation of a GenBank genome assembly. NCBI's taxonomy places the organism in Eukaryota, Metazoa, Mollusca, Gastropoda, Stylommatophora, Geomitridae.
UAUUUCGACUCUUUGCCUGGUAUUUCAAGCGAAGACAUUGAGAAAUAUGCCGGUUCUGUAGCCCUUGCAGAUUAUUGUCCUUAUUUGCAGGAGUUUAGCUGGACCAAUGAAAACAAUGUCCCCGUGAGGGGAUCCAACUGUGAGGACUCUGAGAACAACUUAGAUCCAGCCAAUAAUUUUUUUGGAGAGACCUACGGGGAGAGAAGUUUAUGCUUUGCACAUGCUGGCAAAUGGUUUCUGCAUCGCUGUGCUUUAGUCAAGAGUCCUCAGCAUGCAGGCAGCGGAUGCUAUGAGUUCAGCUGUAUAGCUGGAGUGGGCCUGGUCAUCAAGGCCCAGAACCAGACGUACAGAUGUUACAAGCAGCAGCAGGUCCUUAAUGUGGUCUUUCAUUCUUCGAAGUACAUUCAUCAGGGAACCAUUGUUUGUCCGCCAUGUGAUGAGAUUUGUAAGCAUGAGGGGGUGGUCUGCCCAGCUGACAGAGAGCCACCAGCCGGCACUCAACUUCCACAAUUUGACAACACAUUUUGUAGAGGUUGUUGUCAGUCAUCACAGCAACACAGGGCAUUGUUUCUUGUUUCAGUUUUAUGUUAUGUUCUGUCCAGAUAG